Messenger RNA from Aspergillus thermomutatus, 564 nucleotides. RefSeq lists its product as uncharacterized. The transcript has 2 exons. NCBI's taxonomy places the organism in Eukaryota, Fungi, Ascomycota, Eurotiomycetes, Eurotiales, Aspergillaceae. The record is from RefSeq and is a predicted model, not a curated record. The coding region runs from base 1 to 564 and encodes 187 amino acids.
AUGAAGCGGCCACAGGAUUUCCCCAAAUCUCUAGCAGUUCUGACAGCCAUGUCUGCGGUGCUGUUCAUCGUGCCCCCGGCGAUCCGUUUUCCAUACCUGGGUCACUAUGCCACCGCUCCUGCAUUCGGGAGCUUGGGCAUUGUCGCGUACAAAAAGGCCUCCUUUGCCUUUGUUAUCGUGCCGACUCUCGUGAUUGCAGUCAUUUAUGCCAACGAAUACGGUUGUAGGGUGGGGAGUGUGGGGAGUGAUUAUGGUUGGGAUCUGGGUCAUUUCUUUGUCUUUGCCGAGGUCGUCCCUAGCAUGGGGGAUUUCCUGUCCCUCCUGGGCGCUGCCUUUGAUUCGUUCUUCGGAUUUAUCUUAUUCGCCGUGGCCUACUGGCAGAUUUACAAGGGUGGGUUGUUCGCAGGAGCGGGCGGGUCGAUCAUGGCUGGGAUCCAUGCCAUUGCUUUUCUCUGUGGGCUGUUCCUACUAGGCCCUGGACUCUACUCGGCGGUAGAAGCGAUCAUUGCUGAUUACUCGGGGAGCACAACACCCACCUUCAGUUGUGCUAAUGUGGCUAUAUAA